Molecule: messenger RNA, 1152 nt
Organism: Venustampulla echinocandica
Lineage: Eukaryota; Fungi; Ascomycota; Leotiomycetes; Helotiales; Pleuroascaceae
Exons: 3
Coding region: 1-1152 (383 amino acids)
Biological process (GO): cell differentiation; negative regulation of transcription by RNA polymerase II; anatomical structure morphogenesis
Molecular function (GO): RNA polymerase II cis-regulatory region sequence-specific DNA binding; DNA-binding transcription factor activity, RNA polymerase II-specific
Source: RefSeq, a predicted model, not a curated record
AUGGCAGCUCAACCAAUGUUCGGCGACUUGAGUGUCUCAGCAGCAGAAAGCUGGUCAGUCAUGUGUUUACAGCUUACGACUACCAACAGCAUCAUUGCGAUUCCAGAAUUCGAGUUUCGCCUCUGGAGUCUUGACGAUCGAGUCAGGAUCAGUGAGGCGUACAAACUUAUGGCGAUGUCAACUGGCAUGUUUGUGAAGGAUCCAUUUGUCGAUCGCAUUUGGCUCGGACCUGUUUCCUACUUUCACACACAAGCAAACCGCCUUGUGUACAUUCAAGGCCAGCUUCCAGUCCUGUAUCCAAACCCGCGCAAUGAGGCCCCCAACCCUUCGAACUCGACCUCGUUCAUGAUGCCAUCGGUCCCUCUUGCUGCGCAUAUCGCAAUGUAUGGCAGCGAUGUCGCUGAGGUGACCGCUGCUAUUCACGGCCCUGAUCCAGACCCAGUCGCAGCCGCCAAGAUCAAGAUUCCUCGCCCACCCAAUGCUUUUAUUAUUUACCGCAAAUAUCACCAUUCAAGUGUUGUCGCGCAGAACCCCGGCGUCCACAACAACAAUAUUUCUCAAAUCAUUGGAAAGAUGUGGAAUGAUGAGGCUGCAGUUGUUCGUGCCAACUUCAAGGCUCAAGCCGACAUUGCGAAAGCCGAGCAUCUCAUGAAGUAUCCCGACUACCAAUACAAGCCCAGAAAGCCCUCUGAGAAGAAGCGCCGCAUGACAAAGAAGAAAGCUGAAUUUGCCAGCCGCAAACUCGCUGCUAGCAAAGAGAGUCCUCCAGUCGCUGCUCCCACAGCCAGUUAUCAAGCCGCCGAAGCAAUCUCUCGUCUUCCCCAGCUGACCGGUAGAUUCACUAGCCCACACUCAGCAAUUCUUCCUCUCGGUCAAGCAUCUAUGCAAGAAAUUGCUGCCCUGCCUACAGGGGUGCACGGCCCUGAUUGGGAAUCUCACGGCUCAAUCAACUAUAACGUUUCCACGCAAACCUUGGGUGCUGAUGAGAUUGAUGGGGGUGUUUUCAAUUUGCCCCAGGAGGAUAAUCUCAAUACACAGGAUGUUGUCGAUGAAAUGAAUGAACUUCAUCUUGGCGCACGGGAUGGAGGCGACGAGAUUAACAUUAUCUGGAAUCCUAAACGCUACAUCGAACGGGGAAACGUUGACGAGUAA